AAAGUUGCCCUUGCAAAAUGGGAGAGAAAUCCAUUGCUAUCCGUUAUCAAAGGGAAGAAACAUUUUUGUUUCCAAAAACAAAGCUUCAAAAAACAGAGUUUAAAAACAGGGGAAAAAGCAGAGUCCCUUUACAACGACACCACCACCACCUUCUUCUUCUUCUUCUUCUUCUUCUCCUCCUUCACUUCACAAAACACAGAGAGUAGAAGCCAUUAAAGGACCAAAUCAAUGAAGCUUUCAAUUCUUUCUCCUUUACUUUUAUCAGUCUUUCUUUUCUCUCUUUUGCAGUCAUCAACUUUUGCUGUUAGAAAGUCUUAUAUAGUGUAUUUAGGAGGACACAAUCAUGGUUUAAAUCCCACAUCGGCUGAACUUCAUCGAGUAAAAAAUUCUCAUUAUGAAUUACUGGGUUCAUUAGUUGGAAGCCCUGAAACAGCAAAAGAGAAAAUUUUUUACUCAUACACUCGAAACAUCAAUGGUUUUGCUGCAAUCCUUGAUGAAGAUGAAGCAUCACAGGUUUCAAAGCAUCCAAAUGUGGUUUCGGUUUUUUUAAACAAAGGAAGAAAGCUUCAUACAACACGAUCAUGGGAUUUUCUCAGGUUAGAGAGAAAUGGUGUUAUACCUUCGGAUUCCCUUUGGAAGAAAGCAAAAUUUGGUGAAGACACCAUUAUUGGAAACCUUGAUACUGGUGUCUGGCCGGAAUCGAAGAGCUUUAGCGACGAUGGGAUAGGACCGAUCCCGUCUCGAUGGCGAGGAUCGUGUCAACGUGGCGUCGAUGAUCGUUUUCGUUGUAACAGGAAGUUGAUCGGAGCCAAGUAUUUCAACCGAGGGUACAAGGCUUACCUCGGCGAAAAGCUCAACGCGACGUUCAAGACUGUUAGGGACCACGAGGGUCAUGGUUCUCAUACUCUAUCAACAGCUGGUGGUAACUUUGUUGAUGGGGCUAGUGUUUUCGGUUAUGGAAAUGGUACUGCGAAAGGAGGAUCGCCUAAAGCUCGUGUUGCAGCUUAUAAAGUUUGUUGGCCCCCUGUUAAUGGUAACCAAUGUUUCGAUGCGGAUAUCAUGGCUGCUUUUGAUGCUGCGAUAAGUGACGGUGUUGAUGUGCUUUCCGUGUCGUUGGGUGGUGAACCGGCUGAGUUUUUUGAAGACGGUAUUGCGAUUGGUUCCUUUCAUGCUGUUAAGAAAGGGAUAUCUGUUGUUUUGUCUGGUGGAAACUCGGGACCUGCUCCUGGAACUGUUUCGAACUUGUCGCCGUGGAUGUUUACGGUUGGUGCUAGUACACUCGAUAGGGAGUUCACUAGUUAUGUUGAACUAGGCAAUAAAAUACGUCUCAAGGGAGCCAGCCUUGCUGCAGCAACAUUGAAAUCGAAAACUUCUUAUCCAUUGAUCGGUGCUGAUUGUGCCAAAGCAGCCAACGCUUCAGCUGUUGAUGCUAUCCUGUGUCAACCAGGAUCAUUGGAUCCCACCAAGGUUAAAGGGAAGAUAUUAGUAUGUCUUCGGGGAAUCAACGCAAGAACUGAUAAGGGAAAGCAGGCUCUUCUUGCUGGUGCGGUUGGGAUGAUUCUCGCAAACGAUGAGAAAAGCGGAAAUGAAGUUAUAGCUGACCCACAUUUGCUCCCGGCUACUCACUUGAAUUUCACCGAUGGUGUAACAGUAUUUGCAUACAUCAAUUCAACCAAGAAACCUACAGCAUAUUUAACACCAGUGAAGACACAAUUGGAUGCAAAGCCCGCACCAUUUAUGGCUUCUUUUUCUUCUAGGGGACCCAACAUGAUUGACCCUGCAAUCCUUAAGCCGGAUAUAACCGCACCAGGAGUAAGCAUCAUUGCAGCAUUCUCUGAAUCAGUCGGUCCAACAGAAGAUGAAUCCGACACACGUAGAAUACCGUUCACCUCGCAGUCUGGAACUUCCAUGUCCUGCCCGCACGUUUCUGGCAUCGUCGGUCUUCUCAAGAGUCUCCACCCCGAAUGGAGCCCAGCAGCCAUAAGAUCCGCGAUCAUGACCACCGCUAGAACGAGAGACAACACUGUCAACCCAAUGCUUGAUUCAGAUGGUAACAAGGCAACCCCGUUCAGUUACGGCGCAGGACAUGUGAGACCAAACCGUGCAAUGGAUCCAGGCCUCAUUUACGACUUAACCAUCGACGAUUACGUGAACUACUUGUGUGCUCGUGGCUACAACCAAACCACAAUACAAAUGUUUUCGAACAAGCCCUACGUUUGUCCAAAAUCAUACAACGUUGCGGACUUGAACUACCCUUCCAUAACAGUCCCUGAACUCAAUGGCACAACCAUCAUUACGAGGAAAGUUAAGAAUGUGGGUACACCAGGGACAUAUAAAGCUCAUGUUCAAUCACCGGUCGGAGUUAUGGUUACGGUUCAUCCAUCAACAUUGAAAUUUACAAAGAUCGGUGAAGAGAAGAAAUUCGAAGUGAGGUUAAAACCGAGUAGUAAAAAAGUGGAUGCGAAGGGAGGUGUAGGGUAUGUAUUUGGGGUAUUGAGAUGGUGUGAUGGGUAUCAUUACGUGAGAACUCCAUUGGCAGUGAAACGUAAGUAGAAAUUUUUUGUUGUAAUUUUUAAUUGGGGGUUUCAUUUUAUCGUUAUUAUUAUUAGCAUUCCAUUCUUUUGGGGGGGGGGGGGAUUUAGAAAAGGAAAUGCCAAAUGUAAUAACGUUGCAAAUAAGAAAUUACAUACAAGCAUGAUUCAUA
Gossypium raimondii (Peruvian cotton) is the source of this 2704-nucleotide messenger RNA. Its product is annotated as subtilisin-like protease SBT5.4. The record is from RefSeq and is a predicted model, not a curated record. Gene Ontology annotation, biological process: proteolysis. Gene Ontology annotation, molecular function: serine-type endopeptidase activity. Lineage: Eukaryota; Viridiplantae; Streptophyta; Magnoliopsida; Malvales; Malvaceae. The coding region runs from base 229 to 2553 and encodes 774 amino acids. The transcript has 9 exons.